Molecule: messenger RNA, 3512 nt
Organism: Salarias fasciatus (jewelled blenny)
Lineage: Eukaryota; Metazoa; Chordata; Actinopteri; Blenniiformes; Blenniidae
Gene: ptger4a
Product: prostaglandin E receptor 4 (subtype EP4) a
Exons: 2
Coding region: 269-1612 (447 amino acids)
Biological process (GO): adenylate cyclase-activating G protein-coupled receptor signaling pathway; cellular response to prostaglandin E stimulus; positive regulation of cytosolic calcium ion concentration
Cellular component (GO): plasma membrane
Molecular function (GO): prostaglandin E receptor activity
Source: RefSeq, a predicted model, not a curated record
UUGUGUCUUGCACAGCCAGCUUCUGGUCUAGUGACAAAAUCCCUCUAAGCUCUGAGCAGCAGGCUGAGGAUGCUCUCAAAGUUUUUCAGAAGUUAGUUGUCAGACUGGAUGAAAACACUUUUUUCUUUUUUCUUUUUUUUUCUUCUCACACAUUUUGACGAUGUUGCUCAGACUCCUUUUGAGUGCCAGUAAGUUUUCUGCGGUGGACUGGAAGUACAGGCGUUAAGAAGUGACAUUUCUGCUCAUCCUCAGCCUUUUGGACUCAGCCAUGAACAACCAGACGGAGACCGGGAGGACGAUGGUCCCCACCAUCCCGUCCCUCAUGUUCAUUUUCGGUGUGAUUGGAAAUGUCAUCGCCAUCGUGGUCCUGUGCAAGUCUCGCAAGGAACAGAAAGAAACCACGUUUUACACGCUGGUGUGCGGGCUGGCGGUCACGGACCUCCUGGGCACGCUGCUGGCCAGUCCGGUCACCAUCGCCAUCUACGUGAAAGGCUCGUGGCCCGGAGAGGACCCCCUGUGCCAGUACUUUGGUUUCACCAUGCUCUUCUUCUCCCUGGCGGGGCUCAGCAUCAUCUGCGCCAUGUCCGUGGAGAGGUACAUGGCCAUAAACCAUGCCUACUUCUACAAUGACUUUGUGGACCAGAAACUUGCCGGACUGACUCUUGUCGCGAUCUACUUCUCCAACGCGUUCUUCUGCGCGCUGCCGAUCAUGGGCUUCGGCCAGGUGAAGAAGCAAUACCCGCAGACUUGGUGCUUUCUGGAGUGGCGGAGCAACAAGACCAGCGAUGCCGCUUACUCCUACAUGUACGCGGGUUUCAGCUCUCUUCUCAUUCUCGUCACCGUCAUCUGCAACGUGCUGGUGUGCGUGGCUCUGAUCCGCAUGCACCGGCGCUUCGUGCGCAGGAUGUCUCUGGGGACCGACCUGGGGCGCAACGUGGACCCGCAGAGGAGAGCGCGCAGCUUCGGACGUCUGGCCGGAGCGGAGAUUCAGAUGGUCAUUCUGCUCAUAGGCACAUCGGCAGUGGUCCUGAUAUGUUCCAUUCCGCUGGUUGCUCAAGUGUUCCUGAACCAACUUUAUAAGACUCCAGUGGAGCUGAAGCUGGAGAUAAACCCUGACUUGCGCGCGAUACGUUUUGCAUCCUUCAACCCCAUUCUGGAUCCCUGGAUCUACAUCCUGCUCCGUAAGGCCGUUCUGCUCAAGCUGAUCGAGAAAAUCAAGUGCCUGUUUUGUAAGAUGGGAGCAAGAGGGCAACAGAGACAAGGGAGCUGCCACUGUAUAGACGCUCAUCAGCUCUCCUCGGUCAUCUCUAACCGAGAUUCUCACUCAUUGGUGUCCAAUGACUUGCGAGAUGUCACCAGCAGCUCCCAGACCUUCCUCUACCUGCCAGAGGGAACUGAGGUCUACACUGGAAGCUGCCAUAAGGUGGACAGACUUUGCGUCUCUCAACCAUCUUCAGUCGGAGACUCGCAGGCUUGCUGUUCGUGUGUGAACUGCAACAUCGAGGAUCAGAGCAGAGAAGGGACGGGUGUCACUCCCACAGUCUCCCGCCCAAAAGAUCCACCGCUGCAGGUCACGUUAAAGACCGACACAAUGAGAGAGAAAUGCAUCUGACUCGACUGAAGCAGAGGAAAUGUCUCAGCUACUGAAACGCUUCUCCUUAAAUGAACGUUUAAAGCUAUUGAAGAACAGAGAAGGCACAUAAAACUGAUGAACGACUCCUCUUGUGAAGGUGAACACGUGCAGGGAAGAAGGCACCGCAAGCUUCAGCGUCCCGUAUUGGUUCAUCGCACAGCUACCUCAGCCAUGGCUAUCUCAGACAAUGCGAGCAGAUUUUUGUCAUUUUGUCUAUGAUAGAUGUUACAGUCCGAAAAAAAUUGGAAAAGGUCAUCUGUCCUUAGUCCUUUGCUUUCUUCAGUGAUUGUGGAGACCUUUACUGUAAAGUACCUGCAGCCAGUUAUGUAGAAUAAUUGAGUCACAUGCUUGUGUUGACCACAGUAAAUGAAAGUGAUUCUUAUGAGUAAUCGAUGACAUGUUAUUGUGGGGACUGAUUUUUUUUUUUUUUUAACUAUUGUACAGCACUUUUAGAAGAACAUAAUGUGUCAGUUCCAUGACUAAUGUAUUCUGCAGUUUUAUAAUGUGGUGAGCACUGAUGUUUUUAUUCCCCUUUACAGGAAUACACACAAAGAUGUCUCAUAUAAAAACCCUCAGUUUUCCAUUUUUGCAACAUUUAAAUCAGAGUUAAAGAGAACCUAAACAGGUAAAGAAAAACGUGGUUAACAUCAGUGGAGGGAUGUUUGUGAGUGAGGGGGAUAAAUCAUCGGCUUGAAAAACAAACAAAAGCAUGCUAUGUAAAUAAUUUAGGGAUAAAGUUAAUCUUCUCCAAGAGAAGGCACUAAGUGAUAACAUCUAACUGUAUAAAGGUUACAAGCUGAGAGCAAGUAUUAGGAGGCAGUUAUGAUACCAUUAUGUUUAUGUGAGUAGCUUACAUCCAGAACUAUAAUCUAAAAAGUCUGAUGUUUGAGGAAAAGUUCUUUGGAAAACUUGCAGUAGUGAAGGUUCUAAUUGUCUAUGUGGGAAAAAUACAUCCAGAUGGCAACUUCCACUUUGCAACUUUGUUGGAAUUUCUCGUCAUUAAAAGACUGGUACCUGCAGCUGUGUGACAUUUUUGCCUGAACACUGAUAUAGCACAUGCUCAGACUGCGAUUUAAAGCUGAUGAAUUCUGAUUGAGUUUGAGUAUUGAUUCCUAUAUACGAAGUGCUCCCUACCAAGCAAGAAAUUCUUAAUUUAUUAGAUUUAAAUUCCCUUGUUAUUGUCUGUUAUUGACAGCUGUCGCCUUCUGCUGCUGUCCUUCCACUCAACUGUUGUUUGACCUUUUAAUUUUUCUCAAAAAAUAAGCUCCUCUUCUUACUUUGAAGCACAGGGUCUGGCUGUUUUCCUUGUUAAAUCGUCUCAGAUUAAUUUGCCUCCCGGGCAUGCUUGUUUGUGUGCAUGAAUUCCAAAAAAGCGACGCCUCUCAAGACUGUACAGCGAGAUGUUUGCUUGAAAAUCUGACGACCUGCUAAACAAGGUCUUUUAAUUUAUUGUUUGAUUUCUCAACGCACUUUAUUUUGUAUUGUGUUUAUAUUGUGGUGUAGAUUAGAUUCUGCGGUCAUGUAAUUGAGGAAUGUGAUACUGUUUGCCGUUGCAUCAUUUUCAUGUGUGUGUAAAGAAGACUGAGUGGUAAAUACUGAGAACUCCUGUGAUCAGGAAUGCUAAUGUGUACAUUUCAUGAUGCAGCUGUAAAUUUGCUAUUGUUUCACAGCAAGAUUACCUUUGACAUGUUGUCAUACGUUGUCGCUAUAAACCAAAUCUCCAAAAUACACUUUCUCACACUCGGUUUUUCCUGCUUAGAUUGGACGAGAUCGUCUGAUGACCCUCAUUAGCUCUGACAAAUAACCCCUGAAGAAAAAUGCUCCCAGUGUCUCAGACUUUUCCAUUCACAGAUAAACACACAUACAUCACUCCGGGGUU